Cotesia glomerata is the source of this 1776-nucleotide messenger RNA. RefSeq names its product elongation factor Tu, mitochondrial-like. The transcript is spliced from 5 exons. Gene Ontology annotation, cellular component: mitochondrion. Gene Ontology annotation, biological process: mitochondrial translational elongation. NCBI's taxonomy places the organism in Eukaryota, Metazoa, Arthropoda, Insecta, Hymenoptera, Braconidae. The coding region runs from base 95 to 1510 and encodes 471 amino acids. The record is from RefSeq and is a predicted model, not a curated record. Gene Ontology annotation, molecular function: GTPase activity; translation elongation factor activity; GTP binding.
UUGCGUAAUAACAAAAUGACAAGUGGCGCCCUCGUUCAUUUAACAAACUCACACACACCAUUUAGAAUUGCCCUUUUGUGGUUAAAAAAGAAUCAUGGCUUUGGCAUCUGCAAGAGUUAUUUUGAACCCUAUUCUCCGCAAAACUAUCAAGCAAAUCCUCUUCAAUCGACAUUUUUCAAAAUGUCAAAGAAGAAGUUUGGUGUGCUCGCAGUUAUAUUUCCCACAAGUAACAUCACAGAGGCUAUAUGCCGAAAAAAAAGUGUUCAACAGAGAUAAACCUCAUUGCAAUGUGGGAACUAUUGGUCAUGUUGAUCAUGGCAAAACAACAUUAACUGCUGCCAUUACAAAAGUUUUGGCAGAACAAGAGCUAGCCAAUGCUAUGGGUUACAGUGAAAUCGAUAAUGCACCAGAAGAAAAGGCUCGUGGAAUCACCAUAAAUGUUGCGCACAUUGAAUAUUCCACCGCAAAUCGUCACUAUGGACACACUGAUUGUCCAGGACACGCUGAUUAUAUAAAGAACAUGAUCACAGGAACAGCGCAGAUGGACGGCGCUAUUUUAGUCGUUGCUGCCACUGAUGGUGCUAUGCCGCAGACACGUGAACAUUUAAUUCUUGCUAAGCAAAUUGGAAUCGAGCAUAUCGUUGUCUUUAUCAAUAAGGUUGAUGCAGCUGAUGCUGAAAUGAUUGAGUUGGUAGAGAUGGAAAUCCGGGAAUUAUUAACAGAAAUGGGUUACGACGGAGACAAGGUACCAGUAAUAAAAGGCAGCGCUCUGUGUGCACUGGAAGGAAAGAAUCCCGAAAUAGGAAGUCAAGCUAUCAUGAAACUGUUGGAAGCAGUUGAUGGCCACGUACCUACACCCGUUCGGGACUUGGACAAGCCAUUCAUGAUGCCCGUGGAGAACGCUUACUCGAUCGCGGGUCGUGGAACUGUCGUAACUGGUCGUCUCGAGCGCGGGAUCAUCAAGAAGGGAAUGGAAGCCGAGUUUAUCGGAUACAGCAAAUCUCUUAAAACCACCAUCACCGGAAUCGAGAUGUUCCAUCAGAUCUUGACUGAAGCUCAUGCUGGUGACCAGCUUGGAGCUCUCGUUCGAGGAUUGAAGAGAGACGACAUAAGAAGAGGAAUGAUUAUGUGCAAACCCGGUACCAUGAAAGCCUACGACCAUCUGGAGACUCAGGCAUAUAUUCUCAGUGCUGAUGAAGGUGGCAGAAAGAAGCCUAUUCCUAACUUAAUACAGAUCCAGAUGUUCAGCAAGACUUGGGACGUCGCUUGUCAGGUUUCUAUUCCAGACAAACCCAUGGUCAUGCCUGGAGAAGAUUCUAAGCUUGUGUUGAAGCUGUUCAGACCUAUGGUACUCGAAAAAGGUCAGAGAUUCACGCUUCGUGAUGGAACGAUCACUUUAGGUACCGGAGUGGUCACCAACGUCCUCAAACCGCUGAGUGAAAAAGAUCGACUGUUGUUAACCGUGGGAAAGAAGAAGCGUGCAAGAUUAACUGCUGAGGCUGCUAAUUAAAUAAUUUAAUCAACAUAAUGCGUAUUAUUCAAUAACAGGUUAAAUAUUAUUGCGAUUAUUUUUACGUCAGUAGUUUCAUUAUUCCUAUUAUUAAACACUUUUACCAGUCAAUUGGUUUCAUAAUCCCGAUCACUUGACAUUCCGGGUACUCAAGUUUAUUCAAUAUAAAAAAUCAUAUCGAUUGGCUGGUAUAUAAUUGUAAGAAUUUGCAUUUUAUUAUUAAACCUUUGUAUUAAUUUGUGUUAAUCAAUAAAUUAAAAAAUUGA